Messenger RNA from Rotaria sp. Silwood2, 1030 nucleotides. Lineage: Eukaryota; Metazoa; Rotifera; Eurotatoria; Philodinida; Philodinidae. The record is from the annotation of a GenBank genome assembly.
AAUUUAUUCGUUUAUUUCAGCUAUUGGUCAUGAUCAAGAAAUUCAUCAGUGUAUUGAAAUUUUAUCAAGACAAACAAAAAAUAGUCUUUUAAUUGGAGAACCGGUAAAAAUUGAAUUUAAUUAUUUAUUUUGUUUAAUAAAUGAAUGAAAUUUUUUUAAAAAGGGGGUUGGAAAAAAGCUAAUGUUAAAAGUUUAGCAUAACGUAUUAUAUUCAUCAAGAUGUGCAUGAUAUAUUAUUAAAACGUUUAAUUGAAUUAGAUUUAAAGGCAUUAUUUGGUAAGAUUUAUAAUAUAUUUAGGAAUGUUUAAUCAACAUAGACGAAAAACUUUGUAAAUAAUCGUAUUAUGAAAGAAGUAAAAUGAUUUUAGAUUCUCUGUUUAAUGAUAUUAAAAGUCAACUGUUGAAAUUUCAAUAAUAUAUUUUUCCUAUCAUGAUUCAACUAUUUCCAAAUAUUUCUAAUUGAAUCUAAUAAUAAACUAUUCAUCUUUAAACAUCAUUAAAAUAUUUACUUUUCAUAACAUAAAUUUAAUAAAAAUCUAAAAAUGAAUAAAACUUGAAAGAACAAAUAGAAAAAGUUCAGAAAUAUAUUCUAUCGAUAGUGGCCUAUCUAACAGUAUUUACCGAUCAUGAUUGAUAAUCUUAUAGAGAAUAUGAAGUCUAUUCAAAUAUCAAAAAUCUUUUCUAAGAUCAAUUGAAAUUAUGAUCUUUGAUAACUGUUAAUUAAAUUAUUUUUGACUUAGAAACUUAAUAUGUAUAUGUUAUUAAUAGAAAUAUUUUUUUAAAAUUGAAAUAUAUCAAUAUAAUUAAAUAUUUAAUUUAAUAAAAUAUUUUAGAUGGUGCAAGGCAUCGUGAUGAAUUAAAAGAACGUCUUAAAUCAAUUUUAAAAGAAAUAAAAAAAUUCAAUGGUGGUAUUAUGCUAUUUAUUGAUCAAAUAGAUUUAUUAUUUGAUGUUGAAAAUCAAAAACCCAGAUCAAUUGAUACGAUCGUUUACGACCUUAUAGGUGGACGCAGUUAUACGGCCCUAUCAUAA